GUCUCACUUUGUCCCACGUUAUUGAACGCAGCUUGAUGAAAUGACGUGUCAAGAAAGUGCCGGAAGCUUUCAAUCUGUCCAAAAUGGCUUACCAGACUUUACAACAAGAGUAUCUACAGAUUCCUGUUGUUACCAGGGCAUACACAACCGCUUGCGUCCUCACAACUGCUGCAGUGCAACUAGAGAUCAUCACACCUUUUCAGCUAUACUUCAAUCCGGAUUUGAUUCUAAGGAACUACCAGGUAUGGCGACUAAUAACCAACUUCUUGUUUUUUGGUCCAGUUGGCUUCAAUUUCCUGUUCAAUAUGAUUUUUCUAUACAGAUACUGUCGUAUGCUGGAGGAGGGAUCCUUCAGGGGACGAACGGCUGACUUUGUCUUCAUGUUCCUCUUUGGUGGGCUGCUCAUGACUGUAUCCUUCCUGUGAAUCAAUCAAAAACCAUUUUACCUUAUGAUUUAUUACUUAUAUGACCUUCAACUCUCUAGUAUCAGUAAUACUGCUCUACUUUUACAAAUAGUGUGUGCACGUCCAUGCAUGUACACUAUUUGUGCACACAUUUAAACACAAUAUUCAUGUUUAAGUAGUAUUUGGCAAGAAUGCAAAUUUGAUUUUUGAGAAAACGUUAAUUGAAAAAUUAAGGUAAGCAAACAGAAUGCCGCUGCAGAUAUAAGAGGAAGCCAUCAGGCAAACAUCAAGUGCAAAAGAAAAGGAUCUUAGGUAAAAAGGUUUAAAAAAAAAAAAGAAUAGAAUCACUUUAUUCAUCCCCGAAGAAAGGAGGUUUCUUAGAUAUAUAAUUACAUAUGUGAUCAUAUAUGAUCUACUCAAAGAUCCAUCCAUCCAUUCAUUUUUUUCCCGCUUAUCCUGCCUCCGCUUGUCCAAGCUGCGGAGGCAACAGACGAAGCUGCUUGUUCCAGACGUCCUCACACCAGCAACGCUUUCCAGCAUCUACUCAAAGAUGAGCGGCAAAAAAACCUGACAUCAAUGUGACAAUGGGACU
Messenger RNA from Acanthochromis polyacanthus (spiny chromis), 996 nucleotides. Its product is annotated as derlin-2-like. The transcript is spliced from 4 exons. Gene Ontology annotation, biological process: endoplasmic reticulum unfolded protein response. Gene Ontology annotation, molecular function: ubiquitin-specific protease binding; misfolded protein binding. The record is from RefSeq and is a predicted model, not a curated record. Bases 84 to 425 code for a protein of 113 amino acids. NCBI's taxonomy places the organism in Eukaryota, Metazoa, Chordata, Actinopteri, Pomacentridae. Gene Ontology annotation, cellular component: endoplasmic reticulum membrane; Hrd1p ubiquitin ligase ERAD-L complex.